AAAAUACGAACAAAAAGUACUUCCGAUUUUAGCAAAACCUUUAGCUAAGCGAAGCUACCCUGAAGAGCAGUAAACGCUCUUGACUGACGUCAACGCUAUGCGUGAACAGUCAUUACGUCAGCACGUCGUGUUUGAAAGCGUCAGCGCGGUACUAGGCAGCAGCAGCAGAGCUUAGGAAAAAUUGCCCUCAGUUCGAUCUUGUUUAUCAAUUUAAAACGGUGUUUUUGGGAAAAGGUAACCCGUUUUAUUUACUGUCUGUUAUUGAAUGGCAUUGGAUUUAAGCUUGGAGUAUUUAUCUGUACCAACCAGACUCGGCUUUCAUGGUGAUAUUCCCUGACUGCGAUGACCUGCAAACUGAGUGGCCUGUUUAGUCUGGACGAGGACUUUGAUGAGGAUGUGCUGGGGACAGACUGGAGCGCCUGCCCAGUCCCUGGAUCAGCCAGUGUGGCAGCUGCUGUGUCAUCCUGCUCCCUGCGGGCUUCCUCUGUUGUUCACAGAGAACAGGAGAAAAUGUGCCAUCAGCCAAUGGGAGAGAAACUGGCCGGGCUGCGCGAUGGCACAAUGUCAAGGAGCGGCAUGCACAGUGGUGCUGCACAAACUGUUGCUUUGGGGUUGAGACAGAUCUCCUCCUCCACUAUGCCUGCAUCUCCUCUCCUUUUUACUAAGAAUAACUCUGAGCCACAGCAGAGUCCAGCCAACACUGAGGGGCUGAUGAAUCCCAGCACGGCUCAUGAUGAUUUUGAUGAUUGGGAUGUUGACUUGGCAGACUUGGAUGAAUGUGACAGCCAAACAAGGCAACAGUCUCAACCUGCUGCUCCUGCAGCAACUGAACCACUUUCUUUACUGAAAACACUGAGACCUUCUACUCAUGUAAGGAGCCAAACACCUCUUAAUAAAUGCCUUCGGGAGCUUAGUGCUGCAUCCAAGACUUCUAGCUACUCUAGUUAUAUUGCACCUCCUCGGAGCCUCGCUACCGCACAUUUACAGUCUCCAAGUCCCUGUCCUGCUUUCCCCGCAGCUUCUCCACAGACUCCAGCCGUUUGCCUCAAUGCAAAUUCCCCUGCACCCAGGAGCUUUUCCAAGAUGCCCGGCUAUCCUCACCAGCUGCUGAAGCCAUGUGCAUCUCCACAAGUCUCCUCUCAGGCUUGCAGCCUCUUUAAUACAGUCUCCCCAGCACCAUCCCCUUCAGUGAACUCCUCCACUCUAAGCGCCCAUCCUCUACACACACCAGUCCUCACCAAUCGCCUGGUCCAGCUGGUGUCUGCAUCCAACAAACUCCCCAAGAAGAGGCGUCACUCUGAGGCUAACCAGCCCAGGAUGAGACGCUUCCCUGGUCCUGCAGGACUUCUGCCUCAGCAACCUCAGGGUCAGAAUCUGGACGAGAUAGUGGUUUCUGUUCCUCACACCCCUGCUCAUGGGGCUGUAGCUCGACUACCGAGUCAGUGUUCCAGCUCACAGCCUGAAGAAGAAGAGUUCAACGGCCACGCCUGGACAGCGCUGAAGGCUGAGAUGGGACUGGAUGAGAGGAAUCCGAAGUGCUUCCUGCACACCUACAGCGUCGUCAUGGUGCUUCGAAAGGCAGCUCUGAAACAGCUGCCAAGAAACAAAGUGCCCAACAUGGCCAUACUGCUGAAGAGCAUCAUCGACACGAACGCCGCUGACGCUAAGGCUGUGUUUAAAGACCCAACAGGGGAGAUUCAGGGAACUGUGCAUCGGCGUCUUUUAGAAGAAAGAUCUAAGGAGCUGAAAGCUGAAGCUGUACUGCUGCUCAAACAGGUGGGUGUAUUUUCUCCGUCCCAUCGUAACCACUACCUGAACGUGACACCCAACAACCUACUGAAGAUCUACUCCCCUGAUGGACUCAGUCUGUCCACUCAGCUCCCUCCGUUUGUCUUGGAGCCGACGAUUUCGUCACCCGCUCCAGAUGUCCUCCGUCAGCCUGUGUUUCAGAUGCAGCUGGAGUUUGAUGAAGAGGACGAUGAGGGAAAAAAGGCUGAAGGAAGCAAAGAGGGAGGCGAAGUCCCUGGGGUGCAAAGGCUCACUCAGAACAAAUCAUUUACCCCUAGGAGAGGUCUCCAUGAGAGUUUUAGAAAUCCAGCACCGCAGGACACAGACUGGGAUGCAGAUGAUGAUCUGGAUGAACUGCUGGGAGAGAUACCGGAGGACACCUACAGCUUUUGACAUCAACUUUACAUCAAACGAUCACCGUCUCCAUCUUGAAAUAUGCCCGUUGUCCUGACAUUGCCUCUUUAAAGUCACCUUCAGAAGAACUUGUGAAAAAAAUUAUAUUUUAUGUUUACUUAUAUUUACCAACUGUAUUUAAUAUUCCGGAAUAGCCCAGUUAUGUGUAUCACAGAUUAUUGAUGUUACUUCAAGAAAGCAAAUGCUCUUUAGUUCCACUACAUCAUCUUUGUUUGAAACAUGGAAACUUCGACUUAUUGAAAGAAGAUAUUCUGGUAAUUAUGAAACAUUAAAGCCAAGGUGAUGCUUAA
Girardinichthys multiradiatus is the source of this 2492-nucleotide messenger RNA. Its product is annotated as homologous recombination OB-fold protein-like. Gene Ontology annotation, biological process: recombinational repair. Lineage: Eukaryota; Metazoa; Chordata; Actinopteri; Cyprinodontiformes; Goodeidae. The record is from RefSeq and is a predicted model, not a curated record. The coding region runs from base 343 to 2181 and encodes 612 amino acids. The transcript has 10 exons.